Messenger RNA from Trichogramma pretiosum, 4023 nucleotides. RefSeq names its product dynamin-binding protein-like. Gene Ontology annotation, cellular component: cytoplasm. NCBI's taxonomy places the organism in Eukaryota, Metazoa, Arthropoda, Insecta, Hymenoptera, Trichogrammatidae. The record is from RefSeq and is a predicted model, not a curated record. The transcript has 9 exons. Gene Ontology annotation, molecular function: guanyl-nucleotide exchange factor activity; protein binding. Bases 289 to 3831 code for a protein of 1180 amino acids.
AGUGCGACAAUGCUCGGGCAGCAUUUUCUCGUACUUAUCAACCAAAUGUUGUCAUAGUUAAAAUACAUUCCAAUCAAUUAGUAUAGUUAUGAAGCGCCAUACUUGUUUCGAUGAUACUUAUCGAGUUUUACGUUAAGUGCAGAGCCCCUACGACGCUACGGAAUUAUGUUUCGAGUUUGUUAUCAAACUAAAAUCUUACAGGUGUGCCUUGUUAUGAUCGAAUUGACGUAAUUGUAAUUACGUUUUGUCGCUCGGUACUGUGAGUUUUCAUGAAAUUUUGCAACAAAAAUGGAGCCCGGAACGUUUACGGUCGUACUGCGUGACUUUAUCACAGUGCAAGAAGGAGAGUUGAGUCUGAAUAAAGGAGAAUACUUUUUGAUUUAUAAAAUUGAAGAUAAACAUUGGUGUUCGGGACAGUCCAAUAACAAAUUUGGCAAAUUUCCUUCCAGUAACUUGAUGAAAGUUGAAUUACCUGCCACAAACGAUGACGAAACAAUAUUUGUCACUAUUGCUCCAUUUUAUAGUAAACAGCCGGGAGAUUUAUCAUUUGCUCCAGGAGAAAUUAUAGUAGGCAAUACAAAAGCUCCGCAUGGCUGGUUUUCUGGAUGCAUUGGACCAAGAAAAGGAAUGUUUCCAGCUAAUCAUGUGUGGCAGCUAGAUUUUAAUGUUAUUCAACGGUUAAACAAAGAAACUCUCAAAAAGAAAAAUUUUGUAAAAAAAGCUAGAGUUAAAGCAAAUCUUGAACCACAACUCGAUGAAGAAUUAAAGUUAGUUGAAGGAGAUAUAGUGAUUGUAACAGAAGUUCUUGAUGAUGGCUGGUGCAGGGGUCGUACAGAUUAUGGUAGAGUUGGAAUUUUUCCAGAAAGUUUUAUUACUUACUUAGAUGAUGAAAAUGAUGACCAAAUAGAUGCAAAUUUAGAUUAUAAUAAUUUUAAUACUCAUUCAAUUUCUCCAAUUACUGCUAACUACUUGGAUAAUUUUAAGGAAGAUAAUAUGAAUACCAUCAGUCAAGAUGUUUGCGAUGAUGCACCUAUUAGUUAUGAUGAAUUAUUCCCAGAUUCUAAACCAAAAUAUGAUGAUUAUUGUAAUAAUGUGCCUCAUCAAUCUAGUUCAGAACCUCAUGCUAUUACAUUAUUUCCAUUUGUAGCUCAAUUUCCAAAUGAACUAAGUUUUGAAGCAGGACAAGAAGUAAAAUUAAUUAAGCAUGUGGAUAAUCAUUGGACAGAAGGUGAAAUAGAUAAUGUAAGGGGAAUUUUUCCUGUGUCUUAUGUUAACAUUAUCAUAGACUGUGUUGAUUCGCAAACUGAAAAAUCAAAUGAAGAAUCUAAUGAAAUAUCAAAUGAAGAAAGUAAUCAAAUCCAAGAUUUUCUUAAGCCUAAUGAUUUUGUAAAAGUUGAAUUCAAGUUUGAUGCUCAAAUGGAUGGAGAUUUGAGUGUAUCUGAAGGGGAAAUUUUGACUGUUGUUGAAAUGGUUAAUGCUGAUUGGGUCACUGUAAAAAAUAAUGCUCAACAAACAGGAUUAUGUCCUAGGAGUUAUUUAACAGUUUGUGAAAACUUAGAUAAUGAAGAACACAAUAGCACUCUGGAAGAUUUUGUUGUAAUCAGAAACAAAGAUGAUCCUAACUCUGAUAAAGUGAGACAUGAAAUCCAAAGUUUGUCUGAACCUCAUCGGCCAGCACCUCCUGCCCCUUCUCCAGGCAGAUCACCAUUAAAAACCUCUAGCAAUCAAUCAUUAGAUUCGAUAGAUAAAAAAAAUUGUGAAUCUAUAGACAAAAAAAGAGAAGACCAAAGAAAACAUGUUAUUUCAGAAUUAUUUAUUACAGAAAAAGAUUUUCUUAGGGAUAUGAAAAUAACUUUUGAAACAUUUAAUUUGCACAGACCUUCAUUCCUAGAGUCAAGAGGUAUUGAUGUAAUGACUUUAUUUGGGAAUAUCAAUGAAAUUAUUCAGGUUUCGGAAGAAUUGUUAAAUUCAUUACAAGUAGCAUUAAAUGUCAAAGAUGAAUAUAAACAAACUAUCGGAGAAAGUUUUCUAAACAUUGCUGAAAAAAUGAAAACUGUGUAUGGAAAAUAUUGUAACAAUUACGAAUCAGCAUUGGUGCUACUGCAAAAAUAUGAAGAAAACAAAGACAUUAUGAGGAUUUUUGACAAAGCGGUUGAAACAUUAAAAAUGCAAAUAAUAUGCUUUGAUGUAAAUUCAAUUUUAAUCAAACCAGUCCAAAGAGUUCUGAAGUAUCCAUUAAUUUUAAAUGAACUGUUCAAGUGCACAGAUGAUCAUCAUCCUGAUAAACCAACGAUUCAAGAAGCAGCAACUGCCAUGACAGCUGUUGCUACACAUAUUAAUGAAUACAAAAGGAAAAGAGAAAUAUCUUCCAAAUAUUUAAAUUCCAACAGUACCAUAAUCGGCAGAAUGGCGAAUCUUAAUAUGCAUACUUUGUCGAAAAAAUCUUCGAGAUUAGGCGCAAAAUUAUCAGCUACCCUUGGUUUGACCAAUUUACAAGCAGAUUCCGAAUUCGAAGAUUUGGUUAAGGACUUUAUGUCGUUAGAGAAAAACACGAAACAACUACUCAAAGACGUCGAGCUUUGCAUUUCAAAUUUGGAUAACGAAAGUUUCUGUAGUAAUGUACUUGUCGAACAAUUGCAUCAGUACUUCACGGGCUCUUGCUGCAACGAAAUUUUGCAACUUCUCGAAGUUGGAAACAUUACGAGAUCCAAUUAUCUACCAGACUUUAAAAAAUCAGUUGAACAGCGGGUUAUACUUCCACUGAAUAAUCUGAUACCCCUUCUGUCUGGUCCUGAAUUAUUGAUCCAAAAGAGGCACGACAAAAUGCUCGAUUAUGACACUGAGAUAUCGAGGAGUGAAAAAACCAAAGAAAGAGGAAGUAUGACAGAAGAUCUUAUGAAUGCUAAAAGUAAUUUUGAGGCAUUAAAUCAACAAUUGUUAGAAGAGCUUCCUAUAUUUAUUAAAUACUCUACUGUGAUUCUUAACAAGUGCAUACACGCAUUUGCUUAUGCCUUCAAAGUUUAUAAUGCCAAAAUAAUGAAAAAUUACUUAGUUGUCAUGGAGGCGACUUCUCCAGUUUUAGAAGAAAACAUUCAAGAAAAUUUCUUCGUGUAUCACACUUUAUUGUACAAUCAAAUUAAUCGACUAUGCUACGGAGGUACCAAUGCUCGACUCGGUGAAAUCGAAAACAGAGACAGCCUGUGCUGCAUGCAAUCCCCGAUGGACAAGGAGGCCGUCAGGCAAAAAUAUCCUCCGAACAAAGUCUACGUCGUGACUCAAUCCGUCAACGGCGCCACGUCGCACGAUUUGUCCGUAACCAGAGGUACCCUGGUCGGAGUGAUAAAGACUCAGGAUCCAAUGGGCAACACGUCGAAGUGGUUCGUCGAUAACGGCGCGAGUAAAGGAUUCGUAGACUAUCAGUAUCUGAAAAUCAGCGAGGAGGUGGCAAAUUUCAAGGAAGAAAAUACUAAUAAUUGCGCGGUAUCUCCGGUAUCCUCGGAGAAGGACAAAGAUUCGAUUUACUUAAUGUCGCUAGAUUCUCCGGAAAAGAAAUCGAACUAUAGUGUUUCCAGGUACCUUAAUUUAGAUGAUAAUUUUGUUGAGGCUGAAAGUGAGAAUAUUUAUCAGAAUAUUUCUAAUGAAUUUGUUUACGCGCUUUAUGACUUUAAUAAUCCAAAUCUUCAGGGAACCCUCUCUAUUACCGAGGGUCAAGCGCUGAAAGUGAUAAAGAAGCACGAUCACAAAAACAACGAUCAGUGGUGGCUGGUCGAGGAUCGCCAGGGAAACAAAGGAUACGUUCCUCACAAUUACGUCGGGAAGAAAGAAUUUUAAUGAAAAAAGUGUCUUAUUAGCUUGAGCUUUAAUGUGCUUCUUGUUUUUAAUUGUAAAAAUUUAUUCGUGUAAAAUAUUUUUAUUAUAUUUAUUGUUUUUUAUUUUACUUUAUACAGACGAAACGUGCACUGCAAUAUACAAAAAAGAAAAGAUUUAUAAAUACAGAUUAUAAUAAACGAGAUAUUUUAUAAA